Lachancea thermotolerans CBS 6340 is the source of this 453-nucleotide messenger RNA. It is a transcript of the gene DAP1, whose product is annotated as Dap1p. Gene Ontology annotation, cellular component: membrane; endomembrane system. NCBI's taxonomy places the organism in Eukaryota, Fungi, Ascomycota, Saccharomycetes, Saccharomycetales, Saccharomycetaceae. Bases 1 to 453 code for a protein of 150 amino acids. The transcript has a single exon. The record is from RefSeq and is a predicted model, not a curated record.
AUGUCUUUUGUGAAGAACUUUUUGUUUGGCGGCGUGAAGACCAGCGAAGACCCUACUGGUCUGACAGGGGAAGUUGCUGAUAACCAAACGGCAAAGACCGAAGAACCAAUCGUGGAGGGAAAGUUCUUUCCAAGGACACUAUACAAAUACAACGGACAUGACGACGAGAAGAUUUUCAUUGCGAUAAAAGGCAAAGUGUUCGACUGCUCCCAAGGGAGGCAAUUUUAUGGGCCUAGUGGGCCAUACUCCAACUUUGCUGGCCACGACGCGUCCCGUGGUCUAGCAACUAACUCCUUUGAGCUAGACACGCUUAGACACUGGGACCAGCCCAUGGAUGAUUUGUCAGACCUCACUGGCCAGGACAUGGAGUCCUUGAAUGGUUGGCUAGAGCACUUCCAGAACAAGUACCCAUGCAUCGGAGAGCUAGUCCCAGAGCCGGGCGUGAACAUCUAA